Molecule: messenger RNA, 4164 nt
Organism: Daucus carota subsp. sativus
Lineage: Eukaryota; Viridiplantae; Streptophyta; Magnoliopsida; Apiales; Apiaceae
Product: ALBINO3-like protein 2, chloroplastic
Exons: 4
Coding region: 3787-3999 (70 amino acids)
Biological process (GO): protein insertion into mitochondrial inner membrane from matrix
Cellular component (GO): mitochondrial inner membrane
Molecular function (GO): protein binding; membrane insertase activity
Source: RefSeq, a predicted model, not a curated record
GUACCAAGCUGAGUUAAGUAGGGUUUAAGCCAAGAAUCCAAGUCAACAUUUUUAACCCUAUCAGCCGGCCACUCAUUGUUUCUCCGGGCACCUGAAAUGACAUUCCGGACAUCAUUUUCACUACUCUCCAAGCUCACUCGUCACCGCCGGCAACUCGCUUAUAAAAAUCCAAUCUUUUUACACUCCACCACAAUCUUAACCUCCCCGUCAUCACCAUUUCUGCGUCGCCACUCUUUUUCUUCUAAUCAUCCGCCCGAUUUUAAACCCGAACAGGUUUCAACCCGACCCGAAUUUUCUGAUCAUGGGUUUGAUUAUGGACUUUUUAAUACUGUACCUGAUGCUGUUGAUGAGCAAUCCGAUUUCAAACCCGACCCGGACUCGGUUACGAUCCGACCCGAUUUUUCUGAUCAAGGGUUUGAUUCUGAAAUUGGUAGUACUAUGGCUGGUGUUGUUACUGAGCAAGAUUCGAUUUUUCCAAUUCGUGCUUUGAUUUCAGUUCUUGAUGGUUAUCAUGAUUUUUCGGGUUUUUCGUGGUGGGUAAUUAUAUCUUCCUCUGUAUUUGCUUUUCGAAUUGCUAUGUUUCCUGUAAUUAUAUAUCAGUUAAGUAUGCUUAAACAGAUAUCUAUGCUUUUGCCUAAGUUGCCCCCUCCGUUUCCAAGGCCUUUUUCGGGUAAAAGUUAUGUAGAGCAGUUUAAGUAUUUUACGAAGGAGAGGAAAGCUGUUGGUUGUCCGUCGUUGGUGUGGCACAUAGUGCCGGCUGUGAUACAAAUGCCUUGUUUUAUUUUGGGUGUUACUACGAUUCGGAGGAUGGCUUUGAAUCAUCACCCGGGGUUUGAGAAUGGGGGUGUUUUGUGGUUUCAAGAUCUGACGCAAAUGCCAUAUGGGGUUUGGGGUGCUGUGUUUCCUUUGUUGGUUGCAGGGUUGCAUGUGACAAAUGUGGCACUUACGUUUGGUAAAAUGUCAAUUAAUGAGUGGCCUGAUAGAAUGAGGUUAAUGCUUAGGGGGUACAAGUUUAUUUUGGAUGGUUUGGUGUUGCCUAUGUUUAUUGUUGGUUUUUUUAUUCCGCAGGGGGGUUCGGUUUAUUGGGUUGCAAAUAGUGUUUCAACUUUGAUCCAGCAUUUGUUUAUUGGGAAUGCAAGUGUUCGUAGUUAUUUUGGUCUGCCAGUGAAGGAUGGUCCUGGAAAGGGGUUGGCUAAGAAUGAGAAUACCCAAGUAGAUGAGGCGCUAGGUGUAACUUUAGUGGAUACAUCAGUGAAGCAUCCCAAGAAAGUUUCUGCGAAAGAUUUAAGUCCGAAAGAAUUGGUUAACCUCUCAAUUCAAAUGUUAGCAAAGGGGGAUAAACAGAAAGCUGUUCCAUUAUUAAGACUGGCACUGAAGAAGGACCCCGAACACAUAAGGUCGUUGAUUGUCUUGGGACAGACACUAUUGCAAGAUGGAAUGCUGGCCGAGGCUGUUGAGAACUUGGACCAUGCAGUUUCAAAUAUACUUCUUGCAGGUCCUCCAAGCAAGGUUGAAGAAAUUGAUCAACUGAUUCUCGCUUCCAUGUGGUGUGGUGUUGCCUACAUAAGGAAUGGGAGGAGUGCAGAAGGCAUUCCACAUUUGGAAAGAAUCGGCCACAUGAAUGAGCCGGCUGAUGCGAAGAGCAAAGCUCAUUAUUACGAUGGGUUACUAAUGCUUGCAAGUGCUUUAGUUAAUGAAGGUCGUAAACCUGAGGCUGAAAAGUAUUUGAACAAGGCUGUCGCGUACAGCUCCGCUUAUAAUGUGUACCUGGAACACUUGCACAAGGAAGAUGAUCAUAUAGUAAGUGACAUGGUCAAUAACAAAAGGAAGGGACAAUGAGUUACUCCAUGCACAGUAUGAAUGAUAUACGAAGACCAAAAGUUUGCCGUUAGAUAUCCAGAUAUUUCUCCAAGGUGUUGGGAAAAGGUUUGUGAUAUACUCAGCAAAAGAAGGUUGCUUUUUGAUAUCUAGGUCACUGACGAACACUUUCUGAAUUUUGUUGUUGAAGCAAGGUCAUAUACACAGCAAAGAGGAGGGUCAGUUUGUUUAUUGGUAAUGCAACUGUUCGUAAUUAUUUUGGUCUUUUGAUCUGCUGGCGAAGGAUGGUCCCAGAAAGAUGUUGGCUAAGAAUGAAAAUGCCCAAGUAGAUGAUGCGAUGAAGGUCAUGGGAGAAACCCGACGUUGCGUUUCGUAUUCCACAGGGUAUGAUACUGGUCUCUGCGAUCAAAAAAGAGGGUUGUAAUAAAAUAUGUAGGAGCUUAUUUAUUAGAAGCUUUAAGUUCAUCUCCAAAAGUAUAAAUUGCAUUGGAAUCAGAAUGGUUCCUCCUACUCAAAACUCUUGUGAGUGAGCAAAACAAGCUAUACCUGAUACCUCAAUAGCCCUUGAUCUGGAUUAUCGGUUGAAAGAAGCAUUCCUGCAUUAACCUACCUUUUUAAGAAAGAACAAAGCUUUUCGGGAUCGGACGUCCAAUAGGCCUUAAGAAGAGAUGUAAAUAUAGUGCAUACAUCAGUGAAGCAUCCGAAGAAAAUUUAUGCGAUAGAUUUAAGUCCUAGAGAGUGGUUAACCUUACAAUUCAAAUGUUGUCAGAAGUGUCAUCAACAGAAAGCUCUUCCACUACCAAGACUGGCAAGUGCUUCACUGAAUGAAGGUUGGAAGACUGAUGCAACAAGAAAAGCUCGUUAUCCUGAUGGGUUACCAAAGCUCGCUGGUGCUUUAGUAAAGAAGGUCGUAAGCCUGAGGCCGAAAAGUAUCUGCACAAGGCCGUUGUGUACAGCUUUGCUUCUAAUGCUUACUUGGAACCAUUGCAAAUUGAAAAGCUUCGUUUAAUUAGUGAUCUGAAAUCUGAUCAACAAAAGCAAGGACCAAAGAGUUGCUUCAUGCAGAAUAUAGAUGUUGUACGGAGAAUAGAAAGUUUGCUUCUCUACAUUUGGGUGACUGAUGCAUACUUGUUUGGUUUUGAAUUGGAACACUGUUCCUAUGCGUGACAUGUGUGAUCAGCAUUUUUCUUGUAGGCAUUGUGAAUUUGAGGGGUGUUUUCCAUGUGCCUGUCUCUUUUUGCCGAUAGUUAAUCCCAGCAAGACGGCCAUAGCUGCAUGCUAGAUAUACCUACAUUAUAAGGCAUGCAGUCGUCAGAUAUUUAACGAAAUCCUUUGUUCAUAUACAUAUAAUUACAGUCUUAAAAAAUAUGGUGAAACAAGAAGCUGAAGACAAAAUACAGCAGAAAUUUUAUGUUUCCAUGAGUGAACAGAAAGAGGCAGAAACUUAUGCUCCUUAAGAACUGAGUGCUGCAAAAAUUCCUGCUGUAUGUUAUGUUAAGCUUGUUGUUUCACUAUUUCUUUUCAAAACUGUAAUUAUAUCCUGUUAUAGAAUACACAAUAUAAGGUUGAAACUUUUUUCUUAUACCUAAUUGAAUGCUGCACAAUAUUUCUUUUGUAUUUUGUGUCAAGUCUUUUGCUAGACUAUAUUGUACAGAUAGUUUGUAAUUAAGGUUGUUGGAGGGAGAAGAGUUUUGUAUACUUCUGCCUUUUUGGUAUUGGUAAUUUGGGCUGGACCAAAGUAUAUAGUAGGCUGUAGGCCCAACAUGUCUGGCAUCAAUUCCUCCCAUGUGAGACUGAUUGGCCUAGUUUCCACCCAGGCCUUAAUAACAAGGCAUGUAAGGUUAUCCUUAUAUAUCUAACUCUUUUAUCUAGUGGUGUAGCAUCAUCAGAUACUAUUUUCUUGAGAGACUGAAGACCAUCCCCUCUUUUAGAUCGUCUCAGGGUGUGAAGGUGCAGCAUAUAGAAGCAAUGGAUGGAAUUCAGCAACUAGGUCUCCCCUUGCUUGGAGUUGUAGCUGCUGCAGCUGUUACUUUUUACGUGGUCAGCUUUAAUGAGCUUAGAGAGAAAUCUUUUAGAGAUCUGGAUGAUGCCGAAGAUGAUGAAAAUGGCGGGUUUAAGCCUUAUAUGAGGUCCAGAGGAAGGAGAGCCAAACGAAAGGCCGACAAACAAAACAAACCAUAAUUAGUUACUUAAAGAUUGCAUUUUUUUAUUUUUUUUUGAGUUUCUUCACUUAGCAUGGAAUAUUAGUGUUUAAGUGAUUGUUUUUGUCAUUGGUAUGGUGAAUUUUGUGAUGAUUUAAAUAGAGAAUGGGAAGCUCUGGCUUUAUAUAGACAAAUAUAUCUUCUU